AACCAGCAAUGGCGACUCCGACGCCACCACCGCUCGUCCUUAUCCUCCUGCUCCUCGUCGCCUCCUUCCCUUCCCCCCCACGUGCCACGGCCUCCGCCUCCCCGUUCGAUGCCGCGCUGGCCGCGCUCCAGUCGCGGGUGGGCUACGCCUUCCGCGCGCCGGCCCUGUUACGCCGCGCCAUGACGCACUCCUCCUACUCCCACGAGAACGGCCGCGCGCUCGCCGUCCUGGGCCUCGCGGCGGCGGAGUCCGCCGCCGCGCUGCGCGCCCUCGCCGCCGACGCGGACGCCGCGCCCUCCGCCGUGUCGCGCGCCGCCAGCGAGGCCGCGUCCGGCCCCGCGUGCGCCAGGGCCGGGGCGCGGAUCGGGAUCCCGGACGUCGUGCGCGUCUCUGGCCAGACCAGCGCGGCCGCGCCGACCGUCGUCUGCAGCGCGCUCAGGGCGCUCGUCGGCGCCGUAGCCGUCGACGCCAACAGCACCGAUGCCGCCGGGGAGGUGUUCUGGAGGCUGCACGCGCUCACCUCAUCGGCCGCCGUCGCCGCAGUCUGAUCAGCCAACUGCAUCGCGGGUUGCACACUUGCACUUCAUCUCAGUUGCUGUCUCGAGAAAUAUAUAAAAAAAAAAUAGAGAGGACACGGUGAAGAAGAGGAGGUAUAGAUAGCAACGUUUAAGAAUCUUUUCUCUUGUGAUGUUCAACUGCCACUUUGUAAUGCUAUGCUAUGCUAUGCUCCACUCUACUGGUAGUACGUUUUUCCAUCCAUCUAGGAAUGUCCAUUUUGGAUCUCUGGCUGCAAUAAAAUAAAUUUGAUGAAACA
This is a messenger RNA of Zea mays, 814 nucleotides long. Its product is annotated as RNA binding protein. Gene Ontology annotation, biological process: RNA processing. The record is from RefSeq and is marked validated. The transcript has a single exon. Gene Ontology annotation, molecular function: ribonuclease III activity. Lineage: Eukaryota; Viridiplantae; Streptophyta; Magnoliopsida; Poales; Poaceae. The coding region runs from base 9 to 548 and encodes 179 amino acids.